AUGGACGCCAACUCAAUGAGCUACGAGCUGAAAAACACUGCUAAGCAGUCGGAGGAGGCUCCGCUGGAGUCGUACAACAGUCUAGAGGUUAUCAAGGAAAAUUCGGAGGAGCUUCCGUCCUCCAGAGAAGGACUUUUCCACCGUAUGGUGGACUCGUUCAAGAGACCAGUCAACCACGAAUCCGGGUCCGGAGAAUUUGGAAACUCACAGGACGAGUACGAAAGGUCCCACGAGGUCAACGAAAGUCACAAACACAAGUCUCUAAAGCAGAACAUUCGUCCCAGACAUGUGCUGAUGAUGUCACUUGCCACGGGCAUCGGGACCGGUCUGCUGGUUGGUAACGGUAAAUCGCUGAACAGUGGUGGGCCCGCUGCGUUGGUUAUCGGGUACGUGAUUGUGUCGACCAUGCUGUACUGUGCGAUCCAGAGUGCGUCGGAACUGGCCAUCAGCUACUCGUCGUUGUCCGGCGGUUUCAACGCUUACCCAGCCCUUUUGGUGGACCCGGCGUUUGGCUUUGCCGUAGCGUGGGUUUACUGCUUGCAAUGGAUCACCGUGCUUCCCCUGGAGCUUGUCACGGCCUCAAUAACGAUCAAGUACUGGAACGACACAAUCAACCCGGACGCGUUUGUCGUGAUCUUCUACGUGCUUCUUGUGUCGAUCAAUUUCAUUGGAUCUUCUGGGUAUGCUGAGGCCGAAUUUUUCUUCAACAGCUGCAAAGUCCUGAUGAUUGCCGGGUUUUUCAUUCUGGGUAUCAUAAUCAACUGUGGCGGUGCAGGAAACUCGGGAUACAUCGGGGCUCGCUACUGGCACAAUCCUGGCGCUUUCAGAGGCAAAAACGAUAUCAACAAGUUCAAGGGCUUGGUGUCGGUUCUUGUCAAUGCUGCGUUUGCGUACGGUGGUGCUGAGUUUUCCGUGCUAACCGCCGCAGAACACUCGAACCCGCAGAAAUCGAUUAGAAGUGCAUCCAAGAAACUGGUGUACCGAAUUGUGGGUAUCUACUUGAUGACAGCUGCUCUGCUUGGCUUUUUGGUGCCUUGGAACUCUGAUGAGCUGUUGGGAUCUGGCGGCAGUGCCACGCACGCGUCUCCCUUUGUCAUUGCAGUUGCCUCACAUGGUGUGAGAGUGGUCCCCCACUUCAUCAACGCUGUCAUCUUGCUUUCGGUUCUUUCCGUUGCCAACUCUGCUCUGCAUUCGUCUUCGAGAAUUCUGCUGUCGCUGUCGGAGCAGGGCUUUGCUCCCAAAUUUUUGAACUACAUCGACAGAAGAGGCAGACCGGUGUUUUGCCUGAUAGUCGCUUGCAUUGUGGGAGGAAUGUCGUUUGUAGCGGCGUCUCCCAAGGAAGAAACAGUGUUCACUUGGUUAUUGGCCAUAUCUGGUCUAAGUGAAUUGUUUACAUGGUUUGCCAUCAGUCUCUCGCAUGUGCGGUUCAGAGCUGCGCUUAAGGCGCAAGGCAGAUCCUUGGAUGAGUUGGGUUACAUACCAUGGACAGGGCUAUGGGGUGCAUACUACUCGAUGAUCUUGAUCGUGGCGAUUUUGAUCGGCCAGUUCUGGAUUGCCAUCUCGCCUGUUGGCAGCAACAAGCUCGACGCCAACAACUUUUUUGAAAAUUACCUGGCAAUGCCCAUGUUGAUUGUGCUUUAUUUUGGAUACAAGGUGUGGAAGCGCGACUGGCGGUUGUUAAUCCCAGCCAGGGAAAUCGACUUGGUGAAGGACAGAAAGAUCUUUGACGCCGAGAUUUUGAGACACGAGAGCGCUGAAGAGAAGGAAAGAAUCCGUCACUCGUCAUGGGCUACGCGUAUGUCGUAUUUCUGGUGUUAG
Lachancea sp. 'fantastica' is the source of this 1818-nucleotide messenger RNA. The record is from the annotation of a GenBank genome assembly. NCBI's taxonomy places the organism in Eukaryota, Fungi, Ascomycota, Saccharomycetes, Saccharomycetales, Saccharomycetaceae.